UUUAAAAAUAUAAAAUAAAAAAGUAAAAAAAAAAACGAGCACGGCAAUGGAUGGGAGGACUGAGGAGGAGGAGAAGAUGGAUCCUAAAUCCACUGUUGCUGACCAGCCUAGGGCGGCGAUCGAGCACCGUUCCUUCGCUCGGAUCGGGUUCCUCGGUAACCCCAGCGAUGUUUACUUCGGCCGUACCAUCUCCUUCACUAUCGGUAACUUCUGGGCCUCCGUCAAGCUCGAGCCUUCCCAGCAUCUCCUCAUCAAGCCUCACCCGUUCCACGAUCUCGUCCGCUUCACCUCUCUCGACCACCUCGUGGAUCGUUUGCAAAAUGAAGGCUACUACGGUGGUGUAAGGUUGCUUAUGGCCAUUUGUAAAAUUUUCCGCAACUACUGCAAAGAUAAUGCCAUCCAACUUCAUCAAGGAAACUUCUCUCUUUCUUAUGAUACCAAUAUCCCUAGGCAGACAGGGCUUUCGGGUUCUAGUGCCAUCGUAUCCGCUGCCCUCAACUGCCUUCUCGACUUCUACAAUGUCAGGCAUCUGAUCAAAGUACAAGUUCGCCCUAACCUUGUUCUCAAUGCUGAGAAAGAACUUGGUAUCGUUGCUGGUCUUCAAGACAGGGUAGCUCAAGUGUAUGGUGGUCUUGUUCACAUGGAUUUUAGCAAGGAGCACAUGGAUAAACUGGGGCAUGGGAUUUAUUCUCCUAUGGAUAUCAGUCUCCUACCUCCUUUGCAUCUCAUCUAUGCUGAGAAUCCUAGCGACUCAGGGAAGGUACAUAGUAAGGUCAGGCAAAGAUGGUUAGACGGCGAUGAGUUUAUAAUAUCAUCAAUGAAAGAAGUUGGAAAUGUAGCAGAAGAAGGUAGAACUGCAUUACUAAACAAGGACCAUUCCAAACUCGUGGAACUCAUGAACCGUAACUUUGACAUUCGGAGGCGGAUGUUUGGGGACGAAUGCUUAGGAGCAAUGAACAUAGAGAUGGUGGAGGUAGCAAGGAGGGUUGGUGCAGCAUCGAAGUUCACAGGAAGUGGAGGAGCAGUGGUGGUGUUCUGCCCUGAAGGUCCAUCUCAGGUGAAGCAUUUGGAAGAGGAAUGCAGGAAAUCGGGAUUUAAGAUUCAGCCGGUAAAAAUAGCCCCUUCGUGUUUGAAUGAUUCAGACAUUCAGCGCUAAUGAAAUGCCCUUGAUCGAGUCUAUUACACGCACGCACCCAUUGGUAGCUUUAGUGUCUCUCAGUUGUCACGGAGGUUGUCAUGAAUUCACGGGCUCGACCGAACCUUGUGCUCACAACUUUUUUUGUUUUUUUGGCUUGCACGUUUUAGUGUUUGUUCCUUGUACGUCUCUCGUCUUUUUUUUUUUUUUGGUUUCCCUUUCUUCGGAAUUAUCCAUAUAAAUGCACAUAUUUGUGCUCUGUUUUUUUUUUUUUUUAAAUAUAAAAUAAAGAAAUAUUAUUUUUGGCAGAAAGA
Messenger RNA from Camelina sativa (false flax), 1449 nucleotides. RefSeq names its product glucuronokinase 1. Lineage: Eukaryota; Viridiplantae; Streptophyta; Magnoliopsida; Brassicales; Brassicaceae. The record is from RefSeq and is a predicted model, not a curated record. Gene Ontology annotation, molecular function: ATP binding.